AUGGAAGCAGUGGGGCCUGGGAUCGAGCCUGCAACCGAGAUCUUCGACCCCCCUGAGGAGUUGGAGCGGAAGGUGUGGGAGCUGGCACAGCUGGUUUGGCAGUCCUCCCAUGUGGUGUUCCACACGGGCGCUGGCAUCAGUACCGCCUCGGGCAUCCCCGACUUCAGAGGCCCCCAUGGCGUCUGGACGAUGGAGGAGCGAGGCCUGGCUCCCAAGUUCGACACCACCUUCGAGAGCGCACGGCCCACACAGACGCACAUGGCGCUAGUGCAGCUGGAGCGCGUGGGCCUUCUCCGCUUCCUGGUCAGCCAGAACGUGGAUGGGCUGCACGUGCGCUCUGGCUUUCCUAGGGACAAGCUGGCAGAGCUUCAUGGGAACAUGUUUGUAGAAGAAUGUGUCAAGUGUAAGACGCAAUAUGUCCGGGACACUGUGGUGGGCACCAUGGGCCUCAAAGCCACUGGCCGGCUCUGCACCAUGGCCAAGGCAAGGGGCCUGCGGGCCUGCAGGGGGGAGCUGAGAGACACCAUCCUGGACUGGGAGGAUGCUCUGCCCGAACGGGACCUCACUCUUGCUGAUGAAGCCAGCAGGAUCGCGGACCUGUCUGUCACACUAGGCACCUCCCUCCAAAUCCGGCCCAGCGGGAACCUGCCGCUGGCCACCAAGCGCCGCGGAGGCAGGCUGGUCAUCGUCAACCUCCAGCCCACCAAGCACGACCGCCAGGCUGACCUCCGCAUCCACGGCUACGUAGACGAGGUCAUGACCCGGCUCAUGAAACACCUGGGCCUGGAGAUCCCCGCCUGGGACGGGCCCCGCGUGGUGGAGAGGGCGCUGACGCCCCUGCCCCGCCCGCAGAGCCCACAACCGAACCCCCCGCUCAGCACAAUGGUUCCGGGCCCGUCGGCCCCAAGAGGGAGCAGCUGGACAGUCCUGCCCCCCGCAGGACCCCUAAAAGGGUGAAGACCGAGCUGCUUCCCAGCUGACCCGGGGGCCCGGGCGGGCGGACUUUUUGUAGAAACCGUGUUUGUCUUUUUCUUACCGGCUCACUUUGUGACUUGCCUCUGUCCUGGGGCAGGAGAUCUCAGGGCAGUGAGAGCUGUGCUGCAGGCCCAGGGCAAACUCCCCUCCACUGGGGCUUCCUUUAGCUCCAGGGGCCUGGGGAGGAGCCACCCUGCCCUGGACCCUGACCUUGGAGCUGACACCGCAGUACCUUCUCUGCUCCAGCCCACGACUCAGGCGCAGGACGUUUUCUGGGGGAGGUGUGGCCACGCCCUCCCUCAGUUUCCAGCCUAAACAGAAAUUAACUCCCUCUGCUCCCUGGGCCCUCACACCCCCAACCCCUGCCUCCCCCAAACGGCCUUCACAGUCCCUCCAGAGGGGGAGGGGCAUACCCUCCAUUUCAGAGCCAAACUUCCUGGUGGGACAGGCAGUAGAGUGUGGCACUGCCUUGGACUGAAGGGAGAAAGGGGCCCACCCGGCUCCCUCCAGGCUUCCAGAAAAGUCUUCAGUGCAAUAAAAGCAUUAUUUCUUGCA
This is a messenger RNA of Myotis davidii, 1530 nucleotides long. RefSeq names its product sirtuin 6 (gene SIRT6). The record is from RefSeq and is a predicted model, not a curated record. Lineage: Eukaryota; Metazoa; Chordata; Mammalia; Chiroptera; Vespertilionidae. Gene Ontology annotation, molecular function: NAD+ binding. The coding region runs from base 1 to 957 and encodes 318 amino acids. The transcript has 9 exons.